This is a messenger RNA of Calliphora vicina (urban bluebottle blowfly), 1253 nucleotides long. RefSeq names its product serine/threonine-protein kinase atg1-like. The record is from RefSeq and is a predicted model, not a curated record. Gene Ontology annotation, biological process: regulation of transcription by RNA polymerase II. Gene Ontology annotation, cellular component: transcription regulator complex; nucleus. Lineage: Eukaryota; Metazoa; Arthropoda; Insecta; Diptera; Calliphoridae. Bases 16 to 1110 code for a protein of 364 amino acids. Gene Ontology annotation, molecular function: DNA binding. The transcript has 3 exons.
UUGGCUGGCAAUUGAAUGUUUGUGCUUGAAACGCAGUUGGACGAAACGAGUUUAGUUGAGCGAAAAAUUCCAAACGCAAUGGAUGUACAUCGUUUAAUUGCUGAAGUAUAUAAGAGGCCCGCUCUGUGGAAUGUGCUUCAUGGGGACCAUAAGGGCCGUCACUGUAUACCCAAACUGUGGCAAGAGGUUGCACAAAAUGUGGGGAUUGAUGUUGAUCAAUGCAAACGCAAGUGGAAAAAUUUACGCGAUGCUUAUCGUGCCGAAGUCAGACGCUCAGAACGUCGCAUUGAGCGAGAUAAAUUAAUUGGUGAAUACGAUCCCAAUACCAACUACAACAGCAAGUGGGUCUAUUUUGCCAGCAUGAGUUUCAUUGGUGACAACAGACAAUGCGCCUCUUAUAAUGUGGAGCAUGAAAAUACCAACUCGAAUUCAAAUGAUAACAAUCAUGAUAAUGAGCAUUUUAAUGACAGCAUAUACAAUGAUGACAAUUACCAUAGUGUGUAUGAUAUUAAGCUAGAACCCAGUCACGAUAAUAUGGAGCAAGAAUUAAAUCAUUUAGCUGAUGGUCGGACAGCGGAUGAGGAAGAUGAUACUGCCAAUGAUAUGCUCUUUGAAGAAUUUCAAAAUAUAGCCACACCGCAAGCGGCCAGACGUUUAUCGGCCACGCUUUCAAUGAACAAUCCCCUGGAGCGUAACUCUCCACCACAACAAGUGCAUCAAACGGCACCUACUGCAAAAUCUCCCAACUGUAAAUGUUCGAAACGCAGCGAUGAUCAAGUACAUUUCUUGCAAGAUCUGGGCCGAGAGGAACAAAAGCUAAUGAAAUCCACCCGACAAGAUAUAACACGUUCCAGUAAACUAGAUCAUGUUGGUGACUCUGACUAUAAUUUCUUGGUUAGUUUUCUGCCACAAAUGAAGAAAAUGUCCGAAUUGCAAAAUCUUCAGUUUCGUGCUAGAAUGUGUGACAUGGUGUUGAAUAUUUUGGCACCCUCGGUUGCUGCACUGGACAUUCGAAACACUAGUGCGAUCGAGCCGUUAACGGAUAAUUCUGCUCAGCUAACAUCCAGCGUGAAUACGAUUAAUUCUACAAGUUGUAAUAAUUUAAAUUGACAAUUUCUUAUUUACAUAUAUGGAAAUAUAUAUGAUAUUUUUAAAUUAUUUUUAUGGUGGUUUGUUUUUAAGUAUUUUUUUGUAUUUAAUUUAGUUAAAUGUAAAUAAAUUAUAACAAAAUGAUUUUUUAGAUGUAAAGAAAA